AUGAACUUCAAUAUUGACCGCUGGUUAAACAAGGGCUUGCUGCCGAAAGAAGUUUCCGCGAAGCUAAAGAUCAACGGCGCGGGAGAAUUGCACAAAAACUACAAGUACUUGCAGCAAUACGCGACCAAGUGGGAUGAAGCGGGCAAUCCUGUUCAUGUGUCCCCGGCAUAUCACCAGAAGAGGCUUGAGGAUCUCGACGAGUGGUUUCGUCUUGGCUUUACGACAGAGGGUGUUCUUAGACAGCUCAAAUUGUUUGGGGUGCACGGCAAGAAGCUCAAGGAUCACAAAAACUACCCAUACUACAUCAAGUAUCUGGACAUGUUGAGGGCUAAAAACCGUGCUGGGAAUGCUGCAGUACUAUGA
Phytophthora nicotianae INRA-310 is the source of this 363-nucleotide messenger RNA. RefSeq lists its product as hypothetical. NCBI's taxonomy places the organism in Eukaryota, Oomycota, Peronosporomycetes, Peronosporales, Peronosporaceae. The transcript has a single exon. The record is from RefSeq and is a predicted model, not a curated record. The coding region runs from base 1 to 363 and encodes 120 amino acids.